AUGAGAAAGACCAAAAACACAUCACUGGACACCAGGGUGACAGACUUCAUUCUCCUGGGCUUGUCUCACCCCCCAAACCUGAGAACCCUCCUCUUCCUGGUCUUCUGCACCAUCUACGUCCUGACUCAGCUGGGGAACCUGCUCAUCCUGCUCACCGUGUGGGCUGAGCCCAAGCUCCACGCACGCCCCAUGUACCUUCUGCUGGGGGUGCUGUCCCUCCUGGACAUGUGGCUCUCCUCCGUCAUCGUCCCUCGGCUUAUUCUAAACUUCACUGCUGCCAGCAAGGCUGUCCCAUUUGGUGGCUGUGUGGCUCAGCUGUACUUCUUUCACUUCCUGGGCAGCACCCAGUGCUUCCUCUACACCUUGAUGGCCUAUGACAGGUACCUGGCCAUAUGCCAGCCCCUGCGCUACCCUGUACUCAUGAACAGGAGGUUAUGCAGCAUCCUUGUGGCUGGAGCUUGGCUGGCUGGCUCCAUCCAUGGAUCUAUCCAGGCCACACUGACCUUCCGCCUGCCCUACUGUGGACCCAAUCAGAUAGACUAUUUCAUUUGUGACAUCCCUGCGGUGUUGAGACUGGCCUGUGCUGACACGAGUGUCAACGAGCUGGUGACUUUUGUGGACAUUGGGGUAGUGGCUGCCAGUUGCUUCAUGUUAAUUCUGCUCUCCUAUGCCAACAUCAUCCGUGCCAUCCUGAAGAUACGCACUGCUGAUGGGAGGCGCCGGGCCUUCUCCACCUGCGGCUCCCACCUAACCGUGGUCACCGUCUACUAUGUCCCCUGUAUCUUCAUCUACCUCAGGGCUGGCUCCAAGAGCCCCCUGGACGGGGCAGUGGCUGUGUUUUACACCGUUGUCACUCCCUUACUGAACCCCCUCAUCUACACACUGAGGAACCAGGACGUGAAGUCUGCUCUGAGGAGGAUGAUGGUAGGUCGAGGGGUUGUGAACGAGAAGAAGUAG
Lepus europaeus (European hare) is the source of this 957-nucleotide messenger RNA. RefSeq names its product olfactory receptor 10G2. Bases 1 to 957 code for a protein of 318 amino acids. NCBI's taxonomy places the organism in Eukaryota, Metazoa, Chordata, Mammalia, Lagomorpha, Leporidae. Gene Ontology annotation, biological process: G protein-coupled receptor signaling pathway. Gene Ontology annotation, cellular component: membrane. The transcript has a single exon. Gene Ontology annotation, molecular function: olfactory receptor activity; G protein-coupled receptor activity. The record is from RefSeq and is a predicted model, not a curated record.